AUGGCAGACUCAUUUGAAGCGACGUACUUCGAUGUGGAUCAAAUUUUGACAGAAGAACAAGAGGCAGAAUUGUACUACGAAUACGCAGAAAAUUUGCAAGAUUUAGGCAUGGAUUACUACAACUCUGAAGAUGAUAUGAUGCAAGACACAGAAGGAGAAGACCAAGGAAAUGGAACAAGCCAUUCACUAGGGGACUCAACAGAGACAAAGAAAGCAGCUCACCAUGAAACAAAGAAGAGAAAUAGUGGAUUCAAUGUUGGUCAACAUGCAUCAAGGCAACUUACCAAGAGAGUAGGCAGAAAGCCAAAGGAAUUUUCUGAUGACUUCCUACAAUCAGUGCCUUUACAUUUAAGGCAGACAGAAAGGAGCUAUGCAGUAGCAUUAAAGAUCUCCCAUGUGACACUUCACAAUUUGAAGAAAAAGGGAAGGUUAAGAACACACACAAGUAUCAACAAGCUAGACCUGACAUCCGACCACAAGGUAGCAAGAAUGAAAUGGAUUUUGUCACACAUAAAUCCAGUUACAAGUAAUGGGGACCCAACAUUUGUUGAAAUGAACAAUGUGAUACACAUGGAUGAGAAAUGGUUCUAUCUGAACCCUGACAAGAGGAGGUUUUACCUCCUACCUAGUGAGGAAGAUCCUUAUAGGCCUAUACAGUCCACAAGAUUCAAGCUCAAAGCAAUGUUUAUGGGCUUAAUUGGGAAGCCAUUGUAUGACACAGAUGGGGGACUACUUCAUGAUGGGAAAUAUGAAAUAUUCCCAUUCACAGUCAAACAACUAGCCAAGAAGUCAAGUAAAAACAGAGUAGCAGGAACAUGGGAAACAAAAGCAAUACAAAAUGUAAACAGAGAGGUCAUCAGAGACAUGUUGGUGGCCAAUGUCAUUCCAGCAAUUAUUUCAAAGUGGCCUGACAGUCAGCCAAAAAAUAUUGUAAUCCAAUGGGACAAUGCAAGGCCACACCAAGUUUCUACUGAUGCAGAGUUUAUGGCAGCAACAACAGGUCAUGGAUUUAACAUUCAAUUUGUUUUCCAACCACCACAAUCACCAGAUUUGAAUGUGCUUGACUUAGGGUUGUUUAGGUCAAUUCAAUCAUUGCAAUAUCAGUCUUUUCCUAGCAACCUAGAUGAGUUAGUUACAAAUGUGCAAGAAUCUUAUGAGGCAUUCAAUCCUCAAGUCAAUAAGUACAUUUGGUUGUCUUUGCAAAAGUGCAUGAUUGAGAUCCUUAAGGUACAAGGUGGGAAUAAGUACAAAUUACCCCACAUUAACAAGAAAAAACUCGAAAACCUUGGAGAGUUGCCAAAUAAUGUACCAGUGCAGAAGGAACUUGUUUUGGAGGCAGUGGAGUACCUAGACACUAUGUUUAGGCCAGUAAAUGAGGGGACUGAACAAGGAACAGAAGAAUUUGAGGUAGAUGCAGACUGA
Chenopodium quinoa (quinoa) is the source of this 1422-nucleotide messenger RNA. RefSeq lists its product as uncharacterized. Gene Ontology annotation, molecular function: nucleic acid binding. The record is from RefSeq and is a predicted model, not a curated record. NCBI's taxonomy places the organism in Eukaryota, Viridiplantae, Streptophyta, Magnoliopsida, Caryophyllales, Amaranthaceae. Bases 1 to 1422 code for a protein of 473 amino acids. The transcript is spliced from 3 exons.